Messenger RNA from Pseudopipra pipra, 5000 nucleotides. RefSeq names its product synaptotagmin 4 (gene SYT4). Gene Ontology annotation, biological process: vesicle fusion; cellular response to calcium ion; regulation of dopamine secretion. Lineage: Eukaryota; Metazoa; Chordata; Aves; Passeriformes; Pipridae. The record is from RefSeq and is a predicted model, not a curated record. The transcript has 4 exons. Gene Ontology annotation, molecular function: calcium-dependent phospholipid binding; clathrin binding; calcium ion binding. Bases 520 to 1791 code for a protein of 423 amino acids. Gene Ontology annotation, cellular component: synapse; exocytic vesicle; plasma membrane.
GAGCUACUCAGAAGAGCCAAAACAGGAAGGGAGUUGCAAAUCAGUGUGCAAAGGGGAGGACCGAAGGUUCCCCUCCCCCCGCUCCUCCAGUCCCCUCACAGUCUUCUUCUCCACUGUCCCCACUGCUCGUGUCUCUGGGUUUUGGGGAGUUUUCUGCUUUUCUGUUGUUGUUUUUCUUUUCCUCCUUUAAUAUAUAGAUUUUUUUUUUUUUUUUUAAACUGAGCUGGAAGACAGUUACUCGGGCGCUGUGAGAGCCGGGGUGAUAGCAAGGCAGUGCGUUUGGUGCUCCGGGCAGGUCUCUUGGCAUCCGGGGAGGCGGCUCCCCCGCCCCUGGACCGCUGCUCCAGCACCGCGGAGAGCGAAUCCAGCACCCCGGACAGAGGCUCCAAGCCCCGGGGAGCAGCUCCAGCACCGCGGAGAGCGGCUCCAGACCUCUUGCCAGUGGCUCCAAGCCCCGGCCAGCGGCUCCAAGCCCCGCGGACAGAGGCUCAGGACCCGCGGGCAUCGCACGCCCCCAACAUGGCUCCGAUCGCCGACACCCGCCAGCAGUUCGAUGAAAUUCCUACAGUGGUUGGGAUCUUUAGUGCGUUUGGCCUUGUCUUCUCUGUCUCUCUAUUUGCUUGGAUCUGCUGCCAACGCAAAUCUUCCAAAUCCAAUAAGACCCCUCCAUAUAAGUUUGUCCAUGUUCUGAAGGGGGUUGAUAUCUACCCUGAGAAUCUCAACAGCAAGAAGAAGUUUGGGGCAGAUGAUAAAAGUGAAGCAAAGAACAAAUCAGCAGUGCCAAAGAAUUCUCUCCAUCUUGACCUGGAGAAGAGAGAUCUAAAUGGUAACUUCCCCAAAACAACCACAAAAACGCAGAGCUCUCCAGAUCUUGACAAUGCUUCUCCUAAGCACUUUGCAGAAAGGAAGAAAGAUUCAGUAUCCCCCGAUAGUUUAAAAUCCAUCACGUCCCUGUCAUCUGAAGAUAAACAAGACAAGCUAGGAACUCUCUUUUUCUCCUUAGAGUACAACUUUGAGAAAAAGGCAUUUGUAGUGAACAUCAAAGAAGCUCGUGGACUGCCAGCAAUGGAUGAGCAGUCAAUGACUUCUGAUCCCUACAUCAAAAUGACAAUCCUGCCUGAGAAAAAGCACAAAGUGAAAACCAGAGUGCUGAGAAAAACCUUAGAUCCAGCUUUCGAUGAGACUUUCACGUUCUAUGGGAUCCCCUACAGCCAAAUUCAAGACCUAACACUUCACUUCAUGGUCUUGAGCUUUGACAGAUUUUCCAGAGAUGAUGUCAUUGGAGAAGUCCUCAUUCCCCUCGCUGGAAUUGAACUCUCAGAAGGAAGGCUGCUCAUGGACAGAGAGAUCAUCAAAAGAAAUAAGUCAUCUGGGCGUGGAGAAUUACUGGUGUCUCUCUGUUAUCAGUCUACAACAAACACACUCACUGUUGUUGUUUUAAAAGCCAGGCAUCUACCUAAAUCUGAUGUGUCAGGAUUAUCAGACCCUUAUGUCAAAGUGAACCUGUACCACGCUAAGAAGAGAAUUUCUAAAAAGAAAACCCAUGUGAAGAAGUGCACCCCCAACGCAGUGUUCAAUGAAUUGUUUGUCUUUGAUAUUCCUUGCGAGGGCCUUGAUGAUAUCAGCAUUGAAUUUCUGGUUUUAGAUUCAGAUAGGGGGUCAAGGAAUGAGGUCAUUGGCCGGUUAACUUUGGGAUCUUCAGCGGAAGGAACAGGCGGAGAGCACUGGAAAGAAAUUUGCGAAUAUCCUAGGAGACAAAUUGCCAAAUGGCAUAUGUUAUGUGAUGGUUAGCAGCUUAGAGAGGGAUUGGAACUUUUAAAACUAUAUAUAUUUCCAUAGGCAAGGAGCAAUUUUUUUUCUUUGCUAUGUAUAAUUAUGAGCUUUUAAUUACAAGACCUUUUUUUUUUUUGGGUGGGGGGGUUGAAAUAAAACUGAAUUGAAUUAUCAGAACAGAAGGUAACUAAAUUUUCACAGUAAAUAACAGAAUUUCUGUAUCAUUAGACUUUAGCAUAAUGGGAUCAGAUUCAUAUUAUUCUAGAGUUUAAAUAGGCUGUAACUUCUGAAGCACUAUGAACUUCAAUAGGAACAGACUAUAUUUUAUGAAAAAGUCACUGGAAACUUUAUUAUUACUGUUAUAUAGAAGAAGAUAACCUCAUUAUAAUAUAGCACUAGCUUUGAAAAACCCACCUAUGGCUUAUUGAUAAGGGGAUGAAUUUAUAAAAGCCAUGGGGAAUGAGGGUGAGUAGGAGGGGAAUUCCUUCUGCUCCUCCACCAAAUCCUUCUUUUAUGAAACUUUAAUUACUGUUUGUAAGUUUUGGUUAUUUAUACUUUGAUCAUCCCAAAGAAUGAAGAGAUUUUCAACAUUUUGUUUUACAUAUCACCCCACGUGCAACUAAUUGUUUUAUGUGUGGAAAUACUACAUCAUUAUUUACACUUGGAUUUUUUAAUAUGUAUUUAUAUAAUUUGUUGUAUUACAGUGACCAAAAUAGAUUCAUUUUUCAAAUUGUUGAGCAAGUUAACAAACAUUUUUUUGUUUAAAGGGCUCCUUUACGGGUGACUGUACAUGUUACAGUAUAGCUAGAAUUUGGGGUUUGAUAUGGCUUGUAUUUUUUUCCUCUAGGUAGGAUUACACUUUAAACAUUUCAAGCCAUAGAAAAACAAUUCUGUUGAGCUGAGGUAACACACAGGAUAUUACAGUCAAUGACUUUUCACCAAUUAUUUUUUAAUCAUUCAAUAGUACUUAAAGAAAAGCUGUUUCUUUUUGUUUGUUUCAUUAAAGAAUUAAAAAAUAGUGAAACAGAGAACAAAACCUUAUUCUGCUGUUUAACUUCCUGAAUUGUAAUAAAUGUCAUUACAGUCAGUACCAAUAUACUGACUGUAUAUUGUAUUUAAAGCAUUUUUAAAACUUUUGCAGAAUAGGAAAUCAAGCUCACAUUAUAAUUUCUCAAGUAUUAUGUAGGCAAAGUACUUGGAAAGUGCUUUUCACUUAGAUUAUGUGAAUUAAUGUACAUUACUGACUGUACUGAAAAUUGGUGGUGGUGGUAAGGGAAAAUAACAUUCUGAUUUCAUAUCAGCAUGACAUAAGUCUACUUAAAUUUAAACUGUGUCAGGCUGGGGAAAUAGCAAGUGUAACUAUAACAAAUAUACAAGUAAAGCAUUUAGACCUGUGAAAGUUAGUCUUGGUCACACCAGAUAGGUUUUUAGGUUGUCAGAACUAUAGCACAACUAUAAGCAGAUUAUUUCCUAUGGUUUGUACACUAAUUUCUGAUACAGAAUUGUUUGCAAACAUUAGUCCUGCUUCAUUUUCAAUUACAAUAUAUAUAAAGAAGAAGAUAAUGAUGUUAGUUGUUGACAUAAGAAGGAUUUUAAAAGUGAAAAACCAUUUUCAGUAUUUUUGCAUCUGUCAUUUUGUCAUGUGUAGUCCCAUUGAAGUAAAUGAGACUCUUUGGGAAUUAAGGUAUUGCUCAAUGUGAGUAAAGGUAGCAGGAUGGGCAUGCCAGGUUUAAAAAAACCACAAACAUACAUUGAAUGUCAAACUACUUUCAUUAAACAACAGACUUAGGUCCUAUUAAAAACUAUUGGGGAUUUGUUGUCUACUUUACCUGUUCUCAUAUGGCCAAACUAUGUUUGCAGGAAAGGACACUGAAAUAUGAAAUAUGCAAGUAGACAAAUAGUACUGGAAGAAUUCCAUUGAGGUUCUUCCAGGUUUUGUGUCAGUAUUUUCUCCAGUUUUUGAGAAUGUGUUUGAUACAACAGUGUUUAUAGAUUUCUGUAAAAAUACAUUUUCAAAAUAACAUAAACAUGCUUUUUAUGAUAAUGCUCAAUGUAAAAAUAUUGCGUAUUGUAUGUAUAAAGGAGAGGAAUCUUUUUUGAUUAUUUCUUUAGAAAGUUGAUUAACUGCUUAAGGGCUAGAGUUUGCCAGCCACAUUCAAGCAGAACUAAUCCAAAGCCACCAAGUGAAAGGAAAGAUGCCCACAGGCUUCAGAGGGGUUUGAAGUGCAUUCACAGAGCAAAACUCUUCUUCUGAGUCAACCCAGCAGUGUCACUGGGACCAUGGAUAAGGAUAGAUAAGGGGAUACCGUUUGAUCCAAUGGAGACUGGGAGAGUUUAAGUUCAGUAUCACACAACCAGAGUUGCUACAAUUUCUAGUAAGGAAAGAACUAUACUGAAAGUGAUUGCAUGAAAGAGAGUGGGACAGCUUGUAACUAACAAGAGAUGGAGGUUUUGUAUAUUGGCCCAUAAGUAGUACAUUAUGUCUAAAAAUCAGAUGACAGGACUCAUCUGUCUCCAAUGGAAACAAAAUACAACAAUAAGAGAUAAUAGUUCCAUCUUUCUGAAUUAAAGCUGGGCUGUGACCAUCUUUCAUUUUGCAUCCAACAAGUCGUCAUCAAUUUUUUCUUAAUUUUUUUUUUCUUUUGAGUUUCUGUAGCAGCUUGAGGGUUAAUAUUUCUACCAGCUAAAUGCAGUUCUUGCUGGGGGAUGGGGGGGAAGCAACAGACGAGGGAAGAAAGACACUUUUAUCAAAUCUAAAAUACCCUGUAAAUAGAUUUGAGUUUUUUUUUUUUUUUCCACUUGAAGCAAUGUUUAGCUUGGAAAGUUGAGUAAAGACGACUUGUAACUCAUUUUAAACCAGACAAGGCAGGAGCGAAUGUAGACCUGUACUGAGAUGAGAAAUUCUGCUGUUUUAUAAAGUAUUCAAUUCUCAUUGUGAAUAUCUUGAACUCUGUUAAGGAUACUGUACUGUAUUAAACAUGUAAAAAAUGAUGUUUGUCUAAGUAGCUUACAAAAAUAAUAACUCCUUGAAUGGGAGACUACUCAUGUCUGGAGAUCUGUCGUAACUAAAUACCUGAUUCGUUAUGGUGUUGUAACUUAAUAGAAGCUAUUCAAGAGGAAGCAUGGUGUAUGAGAUUUUGUAAGUUAUUUGUGCUGGUUCUGUAUGUUGUGCCAUCUGUGUAAGACAAGAAUAAACUGCUGCUUUUGUUCAUCCCAUCCUAAAAUAA